AUGAAGAAACAAUUCUACAGGGUGAAACAGCUAGCCGAUCAAACUUUUUCAAGAGCUGGCAAAGGUGAAGCUUUGACUGAUGAGCUACAAACAGCAGAUAGGAAGGUAGAGCAUAUCCGUAAUGCUCUUCAACUUGUUAGUAAGAAGUUAGCUACGGCUGCUGGUAAUACACAAGGCCAGGAUCCUGCUGCCCGGGAGAAAAGACUAAAGAAAUUACCUGAAUAUCUUUUAGGGUUGUCAAUGUGUGAGGCAAGCAAUUUUGAUGAUGAUGAUAGCAUUUUAAAAUAUAUUUUGUAUGAGUGUGGCAAAACUGAAAAAUUUCUUGCAAAUGAGAUUGCAGAACAUGAAUUAAAAGUUGAACAAUUAGUAUGUGCCCCUCUUACAACUAUCAGUGACAUUGACCUACCAGCAAUAAUGAAGGCAAAAAAGCAUUUGAGUAGGCUUAUAAGUGAAAAAGAGUCUGCGGCCAGCCGAUAUCAUCAUUUGGAGAGGCAAAAAGAGGAGAAUCCGACGAAAUUGAGUGCGGCCAAGGAGGAGUUAGAGGAUGCGGGCAACAAAGUGGAGGCGGCCCGAGACGCGCUGGCGGCAGACAUGUACGCGUUGGUGGCCAAGGAAGCCCAGCUCGCGCACACCCUGCUGCAGUACCUCAAGCUGCAGCGCGCCUACCAUGAGUCCGCCUGGCACUCCAUAGCGGACACCUUACCCGAGUUGGAACGGUUUAUAAGCGAUAGUUCAGUCAAACCAGUCUUCGGAUACCCGCUAGAGGAACACUUACGAGUGACCGGGAGGCGCAUCGCGUUCCCUCUAGAGCUGUGCGUGUGCACUCUGCACGAGCUCGCCUUGAACGAGGAGGGAUUGUUCAGGAUCGCUGGCAGUUCAUCGAAAGUGCGAAGAAUGAAACUAUCGCUAGACGCCGGCCUGUUCAACGUGCCGUUGUCCGGCGACUACCGAGACGUGCACGUCGUCGCGUCAGUGCUCAAGUCGUACCUCCGGGAGCUCCCCGAGCCAUUGCUGACUAACCGGCUCUACGAAAACUUCAUUCUGGCCUCACGACAGCCUUCCGAGCAGGCUCGACUUAAUGCAUUAUGGGAAGCCAUACAUUUAUUGCCCGAGGCGAAUUUUAACAAUCUUAGAUAUCUAAUAAAAUUUUUGUCCGCUUUGACGCAGAAUCAAAGCAAAAACAAAAUGACGUCAUCAAAUUUAGCCAUCGUAAUCGCGCCCAACUUACUUUGGGCCGCGGACGAGAGCACCUUCGAUAUGACGCUCACGACGGCUGCCAACUGCGGCGUCGAGCUACUGAUAAAGCACGCUGACUGGUUUUUCAAAGAUUCCUUUAAUUUUUUCAUCUCCUUCUCCAAAGAAGACCUCCUCCCUGAACAAUGCGACUAUGGCUUCACUUCCAACUUCGGACAAGGUUAUAAUCAAACUGUGGCGCUGGCUCAGGAACAGUCCAACGGGGAGUACGGCAGCAUGAGUAAGUCCAUGUGCGAUUACAACAACCAGAACGUCCAGAAGUCCGUGGUGGACGGGCCCGGUCGCCACUCCAGGAGCAACAGUCACGACACGAGCCUCAUUUUAAUAGAUAACGAUAUAAAAAAAGCUCAAUCGAACAGCUCAUUGUCCGAUCAAUCUAGUCCACCUCACGGCAGUCCGAAGCCUAUACUGCGUAGAAAAAACAAACCGAUUGCGCCGGUGCCGCCCAACUUCACGCCGGAUAAGAACAAAAAAGUAGAAACACAAACGCAAGUUCCGGAGCCCAAAGAGCAGAAUUCCACGGUUAAAGAUGCAGAGAAGCCGACGAAGCCCCCGCGGCCGGUCGUGUCCGACACCGGGAAGGUGAUCACGGGCGUGCAGACCAUCAACCGAUCCACCUACCGACAAAACAAGGCCAUGAAAGAGGAAGCGGCAAGAAGCGGGAGUAGAGAGAACUUGACGGACACGCGACGUCAGAGCCUAGAAUUCGAAAAAGAUAAGUUCGAAAGCUUAAAAGCCUUAGAAGAUAAAGAGUCCACUCUAGUCGUAAAAAAUAUAAGUGCGCAAUCUGGCGUAGUGGCCAGGAUGAAGGUGGUGGGCGAGCCGGCGAGCGGGCCCGCGUCACUGGGCGCCGAGCGGCCCGCCCGCCAGCCGCCGCCGCGCCCCGUGGCCGCGCCGCGCACCGUGCCGCCCGCCGCGCCCGCCGAGCCCGACGCGGCCGACGUCACGCUGCGCCACAAGCCCGCCGUGCCCGAGCGGCCCGCCACGCUGCGCCCGCAGAGCUUCCGCGGGCAGCGCGCCUCGCUCGGCGACGGGCCCGCGCCCACCGUGCUCGAGCGCACGCACAUGUACACCGUGGACAAGCACCAGGCGACCGUCAUACAGGUGGCGCCCCCCGCCGGCCACGGUGCAGCGCACGCACAGCUCCGGCUCGGGCGGCAAGGAGGAGGCGGACGAGCCGCGCGCGCUGAGCGCCAGCCGGCAGCUGUCGCAGUCCGAGGGCGACAUCGCGGAGAGCGCGCGCUCGCCGCGGCCGCAGCCGCGCCCGCCGCGCCCGCUGGUGCCGGCGCCGCCGCCCCCCGCGCCCUCCGCGCCGCACAGCGAGAGCACCGACCUCUAGUCCCCGCCCGCGCCGCCCGCGAGGGACGCACGAACAGAAUAUUAGAAACUAUUGUCUCUUCCGAUACGAUCGACCUGGUUGCG
Messenger RNA from Brenthis ino (lesser marbled fritillary), 2676 nucleotides. The record is from the annotation of a GenBank genome assembly. NCBI's taxonomy places the organism in Eukaryota, Metazoa, Arthropoda, Insecta, Lepidoptera, Nymphalidae.